Synchiropus splendidus (mandarinfish) is the source of this 3065-nucleotide messenger RNA. Its product is annotated as angiopoietin-related protein 1-like. The record is from RefSeq and is a predicted model, not a curated record. The coding region runs from base 512 to 1948 and encodes 478 amino acids. Lineage: Eukaryota; Metazoa; Chordata; Actinopteri; Syngnathiformes; Callionymidae. Gene Ontology annotation, biological process: cell surface receptor protein tyrosine kinase signaling pathway. The transcript is spliced from 5 exons.
UCUGAGCGCAGAAGUGAGAAGGGCACAGCGGUUUGAUGAGAAUUUAUGUCCAAACUCUGACAUGGAGAGGAGACACACGUCAUGUAAACAAGACCAGAGGACUGCGAAAUGAUGGACCGCUCAGUGACUCACAGCUUCAUUGGUCCAUUAUUUAUUUGAGCUCUAAACUUUACACCGGCGGGAGACUUUCUUUCCUCUUCAAACUUCUCAUGACAUCAGUGGAAGAAGGGAGGGCCAAGCCUCCGUCGCCUGGAUCUGGAGAGAAAAAUCACUUUGUCAGCCUCCCUCCGUCUGUGGACCACCCUCCACUGUUCUGCUGAACGCCGCUGACUUGUGCCGCAGCAGCUCCCGGCCUUUAUUCUCAAUGAGGGGAGACGCAGUGGAGGAGAAUGGAGAGCAUGACUGCUGACAGGAAACAUAAGUGAGACCCCAAACUGGACCCUUCCUGCUGCUCUCGGACUGAACCGACAUAGGCUUUCUGGUGAACUUUGUGGUAAAGUGAGAAGCAACCAUGGGACCUGGAAUGUGGAGCCUUCUUCUUCUGUUUGAUCUGUCCCUGGCCAAGCACCCGGUCCUCUCCCGGAUACGGAGGGCUCCGGAGGCCAGCGGGGAGAAACACAAGUGUUCCUACACCUUUCUGGUUCCAGAGCAGAAGAUCACAGGCCCCAUCUGUGCUGCACGAGGCUUCACCCCCGACAAGGACAGGGUCACACGCCUGGACGUGGCUGCAGUCAGGGACCUCCUCUCCAAGCAGAGGAGGGAGAUGGAGACUUUAAAGCUGGUGGUGGAUGUGGACGGCAACUUGGUGAACGAGAUGAAGCUGCUGAGGAAAGAGAGCAGGAACAUGAACUCGAGAGUGACGCAGCUUUACAUGCAGCUGCUGCAUGAGAUCAUCAGGAAGAGAGAUAACUCACUGGAGCUAGCUCAGCUGGAGACACGUGUCUUAAACGCCACCUCAGAGACACUACGACUCGCCUCGCGCUAUAGAGAGCUGGAAGCCAAAUACUCAGCCCUGUCCGCUGUGGUCAACAACCAAUCCGUGCUCAUAGGAGCUCUGGAGGAGCAGUGCAUGCAGGUGUACAGCCGCAGACAGGAGCCGCCGCCUCUGGGGCCUCCUCUGGUCCAGGUGGUGCCGGAGAAUAUCCCUGUAAACGUGCCCAGGCUGACCAAUGAGAUCCAGAGAGACAAUACCAGAGCGUUUGCCCGCGAAAGGGGCUCUAGGUCAGGACCGUCUCCUACAAGUGGUACGCUGGAGGUUCUGAAGCCUCCUCAGACGAACUUCAGUGCUGAAGGUCCGUUCAGGGACUGUCUGGAGGCGCAGGACGCAGGCCACGUCGACAGCGGCAUGUACCUGAUCAAACCCGACGAAACAGAGAAGGCGGUGCAGACCUGGUGCGAGCAGGACAUGGACAACGGCGGCUGGACGGUCAUCCUUCACCGGAAAGAUGGCUCCGUCAACUUCUUCAGGAACUGGGAUAACUACAAGAGCGGUUUUGGCAACAUCGAUGGGGAGUACUGGCUCGGCCUGGAGACCAUCUACAAGCUGGGAAGGCAGGGCGACUACAAGCUGCAGGUUGAGAUGGAGGACUGGAUGGGGAAGAAGGUUUAUGCUCAGUACAGCAGCUUCCACCUGGAGCCGGAGAGUGAGGGCUUCCGACUGCGGCUGGGAACCUACAGGGGAAACGCCGGGGACUCGCUCAGCAGCCACAAUGGCAAACAGUUCACGACUCUCGACCGAGAUAAGGAUGCUUUCUCAGGCAACUGUGCACAUUUCCAUAAAGGGGGUUGGUGGUACAACGCCUGUGGCCAAGCCAACCUCAACGGUGUGUGGUACAGCGGAGGAGUCUACCGAAGCAAAUUCCAGGACGGCAUCUUCUGGGCCGACUACGGAGGUGGUUUCUACUCCAUGAAAUCCGUCCGCAUGAUGAUCCGUCCCAUCGACGAAUGAGUUGAAGUGCGCUGGCCCGUGCAGAGGCCCGAACAUUCAAACGUGAAAUCAUCGGGAGCUCGCUCCAGGAGCUGAACGUGUGAUGUUCUCAUGUAAAAAAAAGAAAAAAGGUCUCUUAUUUAUAUAAGACAUGCAGCUCCAACCAAAUAUUCAACUGCUGGUGAAGCAACAGGCAGUGAUUCUUUUAUGUUAGCAGCGCAGGAUCUUUCUACCUCUCCAUGGUGACGCACUUAUAUUUGUAACCAGUGCUGAAACUGCCGACACAAGAUGUAUUCAGGUUAAAACAGAGUAUUAUAAUGUACAGAAUGAUAUACAUAAUUACAGGAAGUCAUGAGAAGAUUCUGGAAGGAACGCAGUCAGGUGUUGCUUAAUGCAAAAAUUUGGAGGAAAAUAACAGGAUAAUGCUGCCAUAUUUGCAGAAAACUAAUAUGUGGAAAUGUAAUGUGUAUAAUUUAACAGACAAGACAGUAUUUGGAGAAAAGAUUUUGACGUUACAGAUUUUGAAAAAUAACAAAAACAAUGGUAAUUUGUCAGAAAUUAAAUCAAUAAUUCAUUCAUUAUAGUGUGUUUAAAUUAUUCACAAAAAAUAUGGGAAUAAAAUGUCUAUUUUUUCCCACACAUUUUCAGUGAAAAGAGAAAUGAAUGUAUUGAAAUAAAAAUGUUUGGAAGAAAAUUUAUUGAAAUAUGAUAAUUAAAAAUAUGAUGGAAUGAUUGAAUGAUUGUUUACUAAAAAUAUUUUUGUGACAUUUUCUUGUAGAAAGAUUUUUUUUUAUUUUAUUAGUUUAUAUUCAAGAUUUAAUAUCAGCAUGUAAUAACACAUAUAUGAGAUCUCACGUUAACCUGAAAGAGAACAAUUUAAAAUAUCUUAGUACUGUAUAUUCUGCUAUUUCAGGUCAUAAUUUAAUCCUAAUUUUAACAACAAUGAGGUGAAACUAAUUUAUCCAAGCAGAGGAGGGGCCUGGUGUCCCGACUGAACAUUGAAUAAUCCAGCAGACGGCUGAACUGGAUUGACUUCUCAGUAUAUAUUGACAAGCAUUUUCAAAGUGUGCCUGCAUGUGAGAUGAAAUAUGUUUUUCUAAUUUGGCCGACAAUUUAUUCUCAGCGCGGCUCUGGGAAA